Messenger RNA from Penaeus monodon (black tiger shrimp), 381 nucleotides. RefSeq lists its product as uncharacterized. NCBI's taxonomy places the organism in Eukaryota, Metazoa, Arthropoda, Malacostraca, Decapoda, Penaeidae. The record is from RefSeq and is a predicted model, not a curated record.
GGUUUGCCGCAGACGCCAAAGAGCGGGGCGAAGUCUUGCCAGUACAACGGUCUGGACCAUGCGUCGCACUCUGCGGAGUGGGCGAGCACGCCAGAUGAUGACAACUCACUGGUGUAUGAAGAUGGCGUUCUGGUGUCUGGGUCGCUGCAGGCGCUGAUACAACAUGCAGUCCCCACAGCCGUGUACUAUCCAGAUACUGCCUACCUCUUUGCAUUCCUGUUAUCAUCGCGACUCUUCAUCAAGCCUCAUGAACUCCUGCAACGAGUGUGUGAUGUUGGAUUUACUCAGCAAAGGGUGUUGGGAAAAGCCAAACGCAUUGAGCUUCCGUAUUUCACUAAAAAGGUCUUUAUUGCCACCAUUAACUGGAUUAUCAGUUAUUAA